AUGUCCCAAGGGGCGCAGAGUAUCCUAACUCCCUGGGAAGUCGAGGCUUUUGUACAAAAUCUGCAGAGGACUGAUCUCGAGAAUGUCGGCACCAAGAGUUGGUUCGAGUGCCACAAAAAGCUGAUGCUCCUGAACGAGCAGAGCGUUUUCGAGGCGAGCGGUUUGCGCGAGGAAAGCGUCAAGGAGUGGUUCGUCACUUUUGGCAAGAUCCCGCUGUUGAUUUUCGAGGCCAUCCAAAUAAUGAUAUGGAAGCAAAAGGUCUUUCCACUGCUGGUCGAUUUACACGGCGAGCCGAGCAACACCUUCAUGCUGUUCAGCGUCUUCUACCACGAGGAGGUGGCAGUUUCGUUGCUCGAGAACCUUCUGUUUCACUCGGACAGCGUUGAGAGUAUCGACGACUCGGCUGUUGAUCUCAUCGACUACGCCGUUAGUUACGUGACGAUGCUGCUCUACCGCGAGAACACCAAGACCCCCGCUGACGAUUCCGAGUCGUGCCUGGAAGAGUUGGCCGCAAAGAGGCUCCAGAUUGAAUUCGAUCUCGGGAUGCGGUGCGUCUCGAUCUUGCGCUACUUGGCCGAGUUCGCGGACAACUUGCCGCUAUGCGCGCUAUCGCGUAUGCUCACCACCAACGACGUGCCGUACUUGUUUUCUCAACUUGUAGAGCUCCAGCCGUGGAGGAGGAGAAACGACAAAGGUGACACUAUGAUUUACAACGGUAGAUGGGAAAAAUUAGAGGAUUGUGAUCAAGAUAAAAUAUGCAAAUUUGAGGCUCAAGUGUGGUUUGGAUUGAGGGAACUACUGUUGAAUCCAAAGUGCGCUCCGUACUACCAUAUUACCGAAGUCCGAUUGUCCCAACUAACUAAGUUGCAGAAAUACAUGCAAGAGUAUGUUCUUGAUCAGAUAGCGCCGUUGAUAGAUCUUCGAAGAUGGCUAGGAUACUUGAACGUGACUUCUCAAACUCCAAGUUCUCAACCGCCAAUAAAUGUUGAAGUCAUUCCAGAGAUAAGUUCCGCUAUUGAAGAAAAAUAUAAAAAGAGAUGGAAAAGACUCGCUGAACAUCAAGCAAAAACGUUAUUCUCAAAAGAUAUAGAGCAUAUCAAGAAUAUGGCGCAGAUUUUGAGCGAAGCUUAUGACUUUGACAAACUUGAUAUUGUAGACUCAAAGAAGUGCUUUGAAUGUAAGAAUGUAGCCAAGCAUCGAUGCUCAAAAUGUAAAGAAGCUUGGUACUGUGGAAGAGAAUGUCAAGUGAAGGACUGGACAAACCACAAAACAAUAUGUGACAACAUUUCAAAGUCAAAAGAGGAAUGUAGUAAGAUUAUUGAUUAA
Copidosoma floridanum is the source of this 1326-nucleotide messenger RNA. RefSeq names its product zinc finger MYND-type containing 10 (gene Zmynd10). Lineage: Eukaryota; Metazoa; Arthropoda; Insecta; Hymenoptera; Encyrtidae. The record is from RefSeq and is a predicted model, not a curated record. Gene Ontology annotation, molecular function: transcription corepressor activity. Gene Ontology annotation, cellular component: centriolar satellite; cytoplasm. Gene Ontology annotation, biological process: inner dynein arm assembly; motile cilium assembly; negative regulation of DNA-templated transcription.